Alnus glutinosa is the source of this 4006-nucleotide messenger RNA. RefSeq names its product pentatricopeptide repeat-containing protein At4g13650. Gene Ontology annotation, molecular function: zinc ion binding; RNA binding; protein binding. The transcript is spliced from 4 exons. Gene Ontology annotation, biological process: RNA modification. Lineage: Eukaryota; Viridiplantae; Streptophyta; Magnoliopsida; Fagales; Betulaceae. Bases 302 to 3538 code for a protein of 1078 amino acids. The record is from RefSeq and is a predicted model, not a curated record.
UAUCGAAUGUUGAUAAGAAUAAUUGUAUCCACGGUCACCGAUGCUCGUCAGGAAGCGUUAUGCAUACACUCUCCCUCUUUUCUUUGUCUUAAACAUCACUGCAGACAUUUGCUUUGCUUGAUUGGUUUGUUCGGUAGAAAGGUGUGAACCAUCUUUAAAGGUCUUUGCAGUGGUCCUGAGGCUGAGGCCAUGAAUGUGGGAAGAACCGUCUUUAGAAGGCCUUUCGUUUCAUCAUGGCUGAUAAGAAGCUGGUCUUUGGAGAUUAGAUGCUGACUCUUUAUCUUCCAAGAAUCCUCCUCCAAUGCUUCUCGCUCCACUUUCUCUUCGUGGGUCCUUCCCAUAUUCCUUGUUCUAUCACUUCCCGCGUGCAUUCAAACGCCAAAGCACUCUGAAACCCGCUACAACGUUUCAUAAGGUAAUCCCACUUUGCAAUUCUUUUAUGCAAAACCAUGUUUUGCUCGGAAUAGAUUUAGCUGGUUUUAGUAACACCGCCGUAUCCCAUGCGUUCGACGAAUUUCCAGUCCAAGAAAAUGAAGAAAAUUCAAAGGGAGUUGAUUUCCUCCAUAUCAUGGAAGAGCGUGGGAUUCGUGCGAAUUUUCAGACCUAUCUAUGGCUUUUAGAAGGGUGUUUGAAUUCUGGGUCUUUAGUAUGUGGGCAGAAGCUUCACGGAAAGAUUUUGAAGUUGGGUUUUGAUUCGGAACCUGUUUUGUGUGACCGAAUUAUUGAUAUCUAUAUUGCGGGUGGUGAUUUAGAUGUUGCAGUUAAGGUUUUUGAUGAUAUGCAUAAUAGAAGUGUAUCUUCCUGGAAUAAAAUAAUUAAUGUGCUUGGGGUGAACAAGUGGAGUGGUCAGGUAUUGGGUCUCUUUUGCCGAAUGAUGGCUGAGAAUGUGAAUCCGAAUGAAACAACAUUUGCUGGAGUUUUAAGGGCGUGCAGUGGUGGUAAUGUUGCUUUCCAGUAUGUGGAGCAGAUUCAUGCGAGGAUUAUUUAUCAUGGUUUUGGUGCUAGCACGCUUGUAUGUAACCCGUUGAUUGAUUUGUAUUCGAAAAAUGGCUUCAUAGAUUAUGCUAAAAAGAUCUUUGAUAGAUUAUAUUUGAAGGAUAGUGUUUCUUGGGUGGCGAUAAUGUCAGGUUUAUCUCAGAAUGGACAUGAAGUAGAAUCUAUUCUCCUAUUUUGCCAGAUGCAUACAUCAGGAUUGACCCCUACUCCUUAUAUCUUUUCAAGCGUUCUAAGUGCCUGCACCAAGAUACAGUUGUUUGAGGUGGGAGAGCAGCUUCAUGGGCUUGUUUUUAAGGGGGGAUUUUCUUCUGAGAUGUACGUGUGCAAUGCUCUUGUGACAUUGUAUUCCCGCUCAGGAAACUUGAUAUCUGCUGAACAGAUUUUCAGCACAAUGCGAUACAGGGACAGGGUUUCAUAUAAUUCACUCAUCUCAGGGCUGGCUCAGUGUGGAUUUAGUUAUAGAGCUCUGGAAUUGUUUAAGAAAAUGCAGCUUGAUUUCUUGAGACCAGAUUGUGUUACAGUUGCAAGUUUGUUGAGUGCCAGUGCAUCUGUUGGAGCGCUCGAUACAGGGAGGCAAUUCCACUCAUAUGCAAUAAAAUCUGGAAUGUCUUCAGAUAUUAUUCUUGAAGGUUCUCUGCUGGAUCUCUAUGUGAAGUGCUCAGAUAUAGAUACUGCCCAUGAAUUUUUCCUUACAACAGAGACUGAAAAUGUGGUCCUAUGGAACGUUAUGUUAGUUGCUUAUGGGCAGUUAGGUAAUCUGAGUGAGUCGUUUGAGAUAUUUAGACAGAUGCAGAUUGAAGGCAUGAUACCCAAUCAAUUCACUUAUCCAAGUAUACUGAAAACCUGUACCUCUUCUGGAGCUCUUGAUCUAGGAGAGCAGAUUCAUACUCAAGUCAUGAAGACUGGCUUUCAGCUCAAUGUGUACGUCUGCAGUGUCCUCAUAGAUAUGUAUGCUAAGCUUGGAAAACUUGAUACUGCCCUGCAAAUUCUCAGAAGAUUAACUGAGGAAGAUGUUGUCUCUUGGACUGCUAUGAUUGCAGGCUAUGCACAGCAUGAAAUGUUUGCCGAAGCUCUUAAACUUUUUGAAGAAAUGCAGAAUCGAGGGAUCCGAUCUGAUAAUAUAGGAUUUUCAAGUGCAAUUAGUGCAUGUGCCGGUAUUCAAGCACUCAAUCAAGGACGACAAAUCCACGCUCAAUCGUAUGUCUCUGGUUACUCAGAUGAUCUUUCAUUCAGCAAUGCACUUGUUAGUCUUUAUUCUAGAUGUGGUAGAGUAGAGGAAGCAUACUUAGCAUUUGAGAAAAUUGAUGAUAAAGAUAACAUAUCAUGGAAUGCAUUGAUAUCAGGGUUUGCACAGAGUGGGUACUGUGAGGAAGCACUGCAGGUAUUUGCUCAAAUGAACAAAGCUGGAGUAGAAGUUAAUCUAUUCACCUUUGGCUCUGCAGUUAGUGCAGCUGCCAAUCUAGCAAAUACUAAACAAGGGAAGCAGAUCCAUGCUAUGAUUCUAAAAACUGGGUAUGAUUCAGAAACUGAGGUUUCUAAUGUUUUGAUCACAUUGUAUGCCAAGUGUGGUAGUAUGGAUGAUGCCAAGAGGCAGUUUCUUGCAAUGGUUGAAAAAAAUGAGGUCUCGUGGAAUGCCUUGAUUACAGGCUAUUCUCAACAUGGAUGUGGUAUUGAAGCACUACAUCUUUUUGAGGAGAUGAAAAGGCUUGGUAUGAUGCCUAACCAUGUUACCUUUGUGGGAGUUUUGUCGGCCUGUAGCCAUGUGGGUAUGGUGAACGAGGGGCUUGGCUACUUUGAAUCCAUGUGCAAAGAGCAUGGCUUAGUGCCUAAACCUGAGCAUUACGUUUGUGUUGUGGAUCUUCUUGGCCGGGCUGGUUUUUUGAGCCGUGCAAGAAAAAUCAUAGAGGAUAUGCCAAUUAAACCAGAUGCAAUGAUUUGGAGGACCCUCUUAAGUUCUUGUAUAGUUCAUAAGAACAUGGAAAUUGGAGAGUUCGCUGCACGUCAUCUUCUAGAAUUAGAACCUGAAGAUUCAGCCACUUAUGUUCUCUUAUCAAAUAUAUAUGCAGUCUCUGGGAAAUGGGACAGUAGGGAUAGGACAAGGCAAAUGAUGAAAGACAGGGGUGUGAAGAAAGAGCCCGGCCGGAGCUGGAUUGAAGUUAAGAACUCAGUUCAUGCAUUCUUUGUUGGUGACCGUCUCCAUCCACUAGCAGAUAAGGUAUAUGAAUACUUAGGAGAUUUGACUAAACAGGCAGCUGAAAUUGGCUACGUGCAGGACCGCUAUACCCUUUUGAACAAUGUGGAGCAAGGACAGAAGGACCCAACAGUACAUAUUCAUAGUGAGAAAUUGGCAAUUGCUUUUGGACUCCUUAGCUUGUCAAGUACGAUACCCGUGCGUGUGUUUAAGAAUCUUCGUGUCUGUAAUGAUUGCCAUAAUUGGAUUAAGUAUGUGUCAAAGAUUUCAAAUCGAGCUAUUGUAGUAAGGGAUGCAUAUCGUUUUCAUCAUUUUGAAGGUGGUAUAUGUUCAUGUAGAGAUUACUGGUAAUUAUGACUGAAGAAAGUUGAUCAAGAAAAGAGGAAAUUUAUUGGAUCCUGCAAAACAUAUUAAAUAUCAGAGUAUUUAAUACUGUGAUCUUGUUGAUGACACAAGCUAGUAUGUCAGUAGUAGAAAUUGGUUAUUUCAAGAUUUUCCACAAAUUUGAGGGACUUUGGCAUCGUUGAUGGUGACUCCAGGAGAUAUGGCAAGACUUUCCCUUUUUAUUUCCGGAGCUUUAAAAAGGUGAAUAAGACAGCAGAUCCUUUUGAUGGCCUAUUUCUGUGCGAGCAUGUUCUAUUCAGCGUUAGCUUCUUGAAUAAACCAUUCAAUUCAUCAUUCAGAACCAAUCCUUAAUUCACCUCCUCAUCUGAAGACCUGAACUUGUCCAGAAUCAAUGGAUUUUCAAGCACAUAUCGAAGGAAAAGGGCAUGCCUAUUCUCAUCCCAGUGAAAUGAAGAGAUCGAGGGAGAGAGAUGG